AUGGAGCGUCAGCCUGUAAAAACCAUCCCCAUCCACGAACACCUCCGCCCACGCCUCUGCGACACCUACGAAAAUGAUAGCAUUUUCGAUAAAUUUGAAGUCGUCUUCUCUGGUGACGCCCAAAACGUCAUGACGGGAAGCUAUAACAAUAACUUUAUGAUUUACCCGACCGACCCCACCAAGGAAACAGAGGUCGUACUACAGGCGGAUAAGACGGCGUUCAAGGCUAAGAAGGUCGGCGUCCCGACGCCAAUCAACUCGACGGCUUCCACUAACGCUGGGAAGAAGAACGGAUCCAGAUCCGGUAGCCCGUCCGGCGCGGGGGGACGGAUGAGGAAGGAAACGGAUGCUGACCAGAUUGAUUUCAACAAGAAGAUCUUGCAUAUGAGCUGGCAUCCAUUUGAAGACAGCAUCGCCAUUGCUGCCACUAAUAAUCUCUUUGUGUUCUCCGCACUAUGA
Trichophyton rubrum CBS 118892 is the source of this 459-nucleotide messenger RNA. Its product is annotated as protein phosphatase 2A regulatory subunit CDC55. Lineage: Eukaryota; Fungi; Ascomycota; Eurotiomycetes; Onygenales; Arthrodermataceae. Gene Ontology annotation, cellular component: cytosol; protein phosphatase type 2A complex. The coding region runs from base 1 to 459 and encodes 152 amino acids. The record is from RefSeq and is a predicted model, not a curated record. Gene Ontology annotation, molecular function: protein phosphatase regulator activity. The transcript is spliced from 2 exons. Gene Ontology annotation, biological process: peptidyl-serine dephosphorylation.